AUGCUACAGCAAGCUCACAGGCUGUUUAAACAUGGCCAAGAGGGCGACGGGUUCCCAGUGAAGCGCAUGGCCCACGAGUCCCCCUCCCUCCCAUCCUCCGCUCACUGCGAAGCGUCUCUGUUCUCUUGCGCUCUCACUCAUGACGUAUUUACUGACAGCACUGUGAGAGUUUUCACACAAGUCCUCCAGCAGCUCGGCCGGGUCUUCCUGCUAGAGUUGAGAAAUGGUUCAGAUACAGGCUUUGAGGCAGCUUCAAGUGCAUGUGAAGAUCAAGGUGCUCGGAUGGCAUCAGCAAUGGAGCUUCGUCAUGCUGUCGUUGAGUGUGCAUUUUCUGCCUGUGCACGUGGUUGGCUUACUGGCCCCAGCAUUGGGACAACAGUGUGCAGGAGCAUGUCUGGAAGCUUACGGGCAGUGGACAUGCAGGUCGAGAAUGUGACUGAGACGUAUGAGAGGCUGGCUGUGUUCUGUGUGAAAGACAGUGGGGCUCCUUGCGGAGGUCCACCUUCAUUUCCUAAUACGCGUCUGCAGGGACAGACAGGCCUGGAGCUGGGUGACGAGAUUCUGUAUACUUGCAAUCCAGGAUACAUUCUGCCCACUGGAGAAACAGCUUUCAGUCUGUUGUGUGACAGCUGUGGAGAGUGGUAUGGCCUGGUGCAGCUCUGUAUGAAAGAUAAAGCCGAAGCUUUCAUUGACUAUGAAGACAAGCUCCCAGACAACCAUCAUCUCUAUGAUGGCCGGGAGGAGGUGCAUCGUGUGAGUAUGAUGCCUAGACCUACUGAUCAUGGAGAGGAAGAAGAAUCUACACCUGAACCAGAUCAUUUAGAGCCAGUUGUGGUAGUGGAAGCAAUGGACAAGAUUGAGAAAAACUCUGCAGUGUCUGUAACAGAGCCGCCGGUAUCUCAACUCAGCCAGAAACACAUGUUCUGGUUUCCCUCAGAGGCUUUUCAGAAAGAGGAGCAUCCUUUCAUCACGGCAGGCACACCUAUUAAAGACCCCACCGAAGAUAAGCAUUACAUCUCAGUCAAGGCUGGCGAUGACCAGUCUGAGCCGGAGAUAACUACAGAGGCUCAUGAUGGUGGAUAUAUGACCCAGACGCCAACUGAUAAACCUGCCAGUCACAGUGUAGACAGUACAGUAGAGUCAUGGCUCGAUGGUUAUCCUGUUCCCCAGGAGGAGGAGAGAGCAGGUGGAGAGUCUACAGUGGAGACAGUACCAGGGCAGGGGGUGGAUAUGGAGAGUGCAACAGACAGUUUAAAAGAUUCUAAAAGUGUGACUGACAUCCCAAAAGAGACAGGUUUAGGAGGUGUUGUCCACAGCCACCAAGAGGAACCAAUUGAAGGUGUUUCUGAGAUACCUAAGGAGCAAGAAUUUAGUAAAGUGAUGAAUCAUCAGGAUGUGGGGGUAAAGAAUGUAACGGAAAGCCUUGGAGAAAAGAGUUACAGAGAAGUGUUUUACAACCAAGAGGAAGAUUUUCACAGUGUGACUGAUAUGCCUCAAGCAGAGGUUUCUGAGGUAGUGCCUAUUCUUUCAGAAGGAAGAUAUCUUAUUACAGGGGCACCAACAGUGAAGGAGGUGGAAGGAGAAGUCAAGACACCAGUGGAGGUGGAACAUAAGAAAGUAGAUGAUGGAUCUAAAGACGUACAAUUCCAUGGUAUAAUUGAAGGAGCAAAUGACGUUGGAUUGAGCCCCACACCUUUAAUCAGCCACACUCAGAUCACAGUUGGCCUAGAUGAGACAACUCUCAAAAACACACCCAGAACUGCUCCCGAGAAUGUCAGCACCAGCCAAGAGGGUAUAGGUUUUGAACAAACUACCACACAUUCAAGCAUGGCACCAACAGACACCACAACUGCUUCACCAGUGCAUGCCAUUAGCAAUGUGGCCACAGCCACAGUGAGUGUCUCUUGGGAAACCAAAGAUCUUGGCGAUUUUGUGGAUCAGACUCCCACUGUUGAUCAUGAUGUACUUGUAGAAACCCAUGAAAAUCAGAGUGUGAUGGAAGGAGAUAUGGAUCGUACCCUGGAUCAACCAGAAGACGAUGGCUCUUGCUCUAUACACCCCUGCCACUUAGCUGGCCAUGGGCCAACUAUCGCUGCUAUCAUUGUUGGCAUUCUAGCAGCGAUUGUGGGUGUGGCCUUGGGUGUAUGGUGUUACAAAAGAAGGCAACAGAAGACCUCUCACUAUCAGCUGAAUGGAACUAACAGACAAACACAGUGCAUCGAACUCCAGCAGACUGUGUAACCUAAAAUGCAUGGCUUACAU
Messenger RNA from Neoarius graeffei (lesser salmon catfish), 2262 nucleotides. RefSeq names its product sushi domain containing 5 (gene susd5). The record is from RefSeq and is a predicted model, not a curated record. Gene Ontology annotation, biological process: cell adhesion; Notch signaling pathway. Gene Ontology annotation, molecular function: hyaluronic acid binding. The transcript is spliced from 5 exons. NCBI's taxonomy places the organism in Eukaryota, Metazoa, Chordata, Actinopteri, Siluriformes, Ariidae. The coding region runs from base 1 to 2241 and encodes 746 amino acids.